AUGGGGUUGUUGGGUUCUGAGAAUGGGAAAGUUGUCGAGAAUUGGGAUGUGUGUAAAUCAAAGGAGAGUAAGAAGAAGAGGAAGAAGAAGAAUAAAGAGAAUGAGAGUGUGAUUAAAGAGGAAAAAACUGGGUGUUGGGUUAGGUUGAGAUUUUUUGGUAGCUGCAUUUCUUCAAGAUCCAAAGUUGAUACCUCGGUCAGUGGCACCGGCACCAGUACUCAUUAUGCUGAAAGCAAAUCAACUACUGAUACAAGUAGAUGCCAACCAACGGCUCCGGUAAUCUCUUCCACAACAACUAGUAAUGCAGAAAGCAAUUCAUCCACUUCUAAACUCGAAGAGGAGCUUAAAAUUGCUUCCAGGCUGCGGAAAUUCUCUUUCAACGAACUUAAGUCGGCGACAAGAAACUUCCGGCCCGAGAGUUUUCUUGGCGAAGGUGGGUUCGGUUGUGUUUUCAAGGGUUGGAUCGAAGAAAACGGAACUGCUGCAGUGAAGCCUGGUACAGGGCUUACCGUCGCUGUGAAAACCCUUAACCAUGACGGGCUUCAGGGUCAUAAAGAAUGGCUGGCUGAGGUAAAUUUUCUUGGCGAUUUAGUUCAUCAGAACCUUGUUAAACUCGUUGGUUACUGUAUUGAAGAUAAUCAAAGGUUGUUAGUGUACGAAUUCAUGCCUCGAGGAAGUUUGGAAAAUCACUUAUUUAGGAGAUCUCUGCCUCUUCCAUGGUCGAUUAGGAUGAAAAUUGCGUUAGGAGCUGCACAGGGUCUUGCUUUUCUUCACGAAGAAGCUGAACGACCAGUAAUAUAUAGGGAUUUUAAAACUUCGAAUAUACUAUUAGACGCGGACUACAAUGCCAAGCUCUCGGACUUUGGUCUCGCCAAAGAUGGUCCCGAAGGUGAUAAAACCCAUGUGUCUACUCGAGUAAUGGGAACCUAUGGUUACGCAGCACCAGAAUAUGUCAUGACAGGUCAUCUUACAUCAAAAAGUGACGUAUACAGUUUCGGAGUCGUACUACUUGAGAUGUUAACCGGAAGAAGAUCUAUGGACAAACACCGACCCAACGGUGAACAUAACCUUGUUGAAUGGGCUCGACCGCAUCUAGGAGAACGAAGAAGGUUCUACCGGUUAAUAGACCCUCGUCUUGAAGGUCAUUUUUCUGUAAAAGGAGCUCAGAAAGCUGCACAACUAGCCGCUCAUUGCCUAAGCAGAGAUCCAAAAGCGAGACCCCUAAUGAGCGAAGUCGUGGAAGCUUUAAAGCCUCUCCCGAAUCUCAAAGACAUGGCAAGCUCGUCAUACUAUUUCCAAACAAUGCAAGCCGAUCGGUUUGGAGUGAGUCCAAACUCUAGAAGUGCGCAUGUACAAGGAGCAUCACUUGCUCGGAAUGGACAACAACGAAGGAGCCUUUCGAUACCGAAUGGUACUCAUGUAUCUCCUUAUCAUCAUAAGUUUCCCCAACAAUCACCUAAACCUAAUGUCAAAGCAUAG
Messenger RNA from Vicia faba (fava bean), 1479 nucleotides. Lineage: Eukaryota; Viridiplantae; Streptophyta; Magnoliopsida; Fabales; Fabaceae. The record is from the annotation of a GenBank genome assembly.